This is a messenger RNA of Biomphalaria glabrata, 1302 nucleotides long. RefSeq names its product prostaglandin G/H synthase 2-like. Lineage: Eukaryota; Metazoa; Mollusca; Gastropoda; Planorbidae. Gene Ontology annotation, molecular function: heme binding; prostaglandin-endoperoxide synthase activity; peroxidase activity. Gene Ontology annotation, biological process: response to oxidative stress; cyclooxygenase pathway. The record is from RefSeq and is a predicted model, not a curated record. The coding region runs from base 403 to 768 and encodes 121 amino acids. Gene Ontology annotation, cellular component: neuron projection; cytoplasm. The transcript has 4 exons.
CAAAGUCCGGUGCUGCCGUAAGGAGACUGGUGUGGCUGGUGCUGACGCUGUCUGCUGGUGGAGUUGAUCCAGGCCUUGGGCAAUCCAACUGUUUUUAGGGGAAGGGAUCAGCUGCGUCUACUGUCAGUGAAGCCAGUGAUAGGUUUUGGCAAGCGUUGUUGUUUGGACGCUAGUGAGGUAUGAGCAGAGCUGUGGUAUCGAAAGUUUUCCCAGAGAGAGACAUUGCGUAAGAGCGUGAAUUGGGAGAUCAGGAACUCAAGAGUUUGAUCCACUGGACAGUUCUGUGAGGUCCUAAAGUGCUCCCAGAUUUAGCCAAACAGUUUUUUUACCAGAACCAAAUUUCGUCCAGACCCAAAGGGCAGCAGUGUCCUCGUGGCUUUCUUUGCCCAACAUUUCACUCACAUGUUCUUCAAAACAGACGUUAAGAAAGGUCCAAAAUUUACAUGGAGUGGACAUGGGGUUGAUGUCACAUCAAUAUAUGGCCGCAAUGUACAGGAGGAAAAUCUUCUAAGAAGUUUUGACAGUGGAAAACUUAAAAUGCAGACUAUAAAUGGCGAGGAAUACCCCAUGUUUACCAAAGAUGUGCCAAUAACGAUGGGCUACCCACCAAAUCACCCAGACACUCUUAAAUUUGCUAUGGGACAUCCAUUCUAUGGGCUGAUGCCAGGCCUCUUUCUGUAUAAGACUAUUUGGAUGAGAGAGCAUAACAGAUAUCAUGAAACAGGGAUGAUGAGAGACUUUUUCAGACAGGGAAACUUAUUAUUUUAGGUGAGUUGGCUACAGGUCAAGAAACAAAGGUCCAAAAUAUUAUUUGGGAUUUGGAUUUCUUUUAAAUUGUCAUAUUUUCCUAGGAAGGAGUUCAUCCCAUUCUAUAUGUGGUAUUUAUGUCACAGCAGCCAAAGAUUUAUGGGUUAUGUUGAGUUAUGUUUUCUAUAAAUACAUUUUUUCUUGACCGCAAUCUUGUAGAAUAAAUUCCACCUAAUGUAUGGUCAGUAUACUGCUCUCAUGAUAGCCAAUUUAUAAUUUUAAAGCUUGCUUGUUGGUUGGUUAUGCUGCAGUGAUGACAAUGGUCUUUUCUGUAAAUAUUAGAAUAUUGAUUUUUGAGGUGCAUUUUGUUGCACACGAUUUUGACUUGAGAUUACUUUUUACUUUUUUUUUUUUAGAAAUUUUUAACAAACUAGAACAGUCUUUAAUGGCAUUCUAGCAUUAUAUUGCUAAGAACUGGUUGUGAGACAUUUUUUAAACUUAUUUCUUCAUUAGAAACAAGUCUCUUUGAUAUUUAUAAAAGGGGAUUCAUCUUUA